AUGACGGACGUAAAACCACCAGUAUCCAUCCAUGAGUUAAUACAGCUUGCCCACAUUGGCAUCCCUGGUGAUCAGGUGACAUGGUCAAGGGUUACUAUGACAUCUGACCGAUGGAUAGCCAUCAGGCAUAGUAACAGGGAUGACAAGGAAUCUAUGGUGACAGUGCUGAAUCCUAAAGAUGGCGUUAUAUCCUAUGCUGGGCAGACAAGUGCGGACUCAAUACAAAUGAAUCCCUCACAGCCUGUUAUUGCCUUAAAAGCUGGAGCACGGUUUGAGGUGUUUAACUUUGACUCCAAAGUGAUGAUCAGUAAGACGAAGAUUCAUGAACCUAUUGUGUUCUGGACGUGGCUCAACUCUGAAAUCAUCGCCAUGGUGACUGACACUGUCAUCUACCAUUGGGACGUUUGGCAGAACAGUGCACCUGAACGAGUGUUCAGUAGACAUCCAAGACUGGCUUUUAGUGAAAUCAUCAGCUAUAAGGCCGACCCAAGUCUCAAGUGGUUAGCAGUCACUGGACUGACGCCAGAGGAGAAGAAGAUCUCAGGGAUAACACAACUCUACAGUGUCAGUGAUGACAUCACACAAUGUAUUAGUGCCCAUGCUGUCUGUUUCUCUACAUAUCACUAUGAUGACAAUCCUUCACAGUCCACUGUCAUGUGUGUAGCAUCUCGAGAGGCCCAUGACCAUGGCAAGGUUCAUGUCAUAGAGCUUGGGCCUUACAAACAAGGUAACUUUGCACCUAGGAACAACUAUGACCUCAUCCAGUUCAUUGAUGAUGUGGACCGCUACGACUUUCCGAUAUCUCUCCAUGUUUCCUGUAAAUAUGGCCUGUUGUUUGUGAUAACAAAGUAUGGAUACCUGUACUUGUGUGACAUGGAAACAGCCGCAUGUCUCUGUUGUACUCGAGUCUCUCUAAACGUCAUCUUUACCUCCACACUCAACACAGACUCACAGGGUAUUGUCGGUGUCACCAGGGGAGGCCAGAUUGUAACUGUGGAUAUUAAGAAAGAUGGUUUCAUCAAAUAUGUACGGGACACUGCCAAGAAAACAAACCAGGCAAACCGCUUGGAGAAGGCCAUUUCUAUACAGAUUGACAAUGAUGGAGAUAAUCCUGUGUCCUUGGACAUGAGUGCCUCCUCACAGGGGGAGCUUGGUGCUCACUCACUUCGAGACAACAACAGCAAUAUACGUAAAUGAAACUGACAUUGACAUCGACUUAAACUUGACCUAUGUUGUCAUGGUAAUGAUUGUCUUAGAUAUUUCAAAGUAUUACUGUGUUGCAAGAUAUUCAAAUGAAAUUGUUGCUAUGGUGAUUAUGCAUAAAGUCAGGUAAAAUCUGGCACAUUCUAUAAUAACAUCAAUCUCAGAUGGUUAGUAAUGUGUUGACCUCUGACCUUGAUCUCUGUUAACUCUAGUCAGCAGAAUUUGCACUAGCAUCAGUAUUUAUGCUUUAAGAUGUUUCAUUUUUGAUAUUGUAAUAAACAGCCUCAACUUGUUCAUCUGAUGUUGCCAGAAAACAUUUAUAUCAUUAGAUCUCAUCAGUAAACAUCUACAUCAUCACAUCUCAUCUGUAAACAUCUACAUCAUCACAUCUCAUCAGUAAACAUCUACAUCAUCACAUCUCAUCAGUAAACAUCUAUAUCAUCACAUCUCAUCAUUAAACAUCUAUAUCAUCACAUCUCAUCAGUAAGUAAACAUCUACAUCAUCACAUCUCAUCAGUAAACAUCU
Molecule: messenger RNA, 1729 nt
Organism: Ylistrum balloti
Lineage: Eukaryota; Metazoa; Mollusca; Bivalvia; Pectinida; Pectinidae
Product: clathrin heavy chain-like
Exons: 9
Coding region: 1-1197 (398 amino acids)
Biological process (GO): intracellular protein transport; receptor-mediated endocytosis
Cellular component (GO): clathrin complex; clathrin coat of coated pit; clathrin coat of trans-Golgi network vesicle
Molecular function (GO): structural molecule activity; clathrin light chain binding
Source: RefSeq, a predicted model, not a curated record